AUGGGGAAAAAGGGUAGAAAAUGCAGCCAGAUGAACCACUUCUCAACGAAAUGCCCACUACUCCAACCAAGGCGUGGCCACAUCAAACAAAUCAACAAUGGUACAAGUGAUGAGGAAUUCAUCCUCAUGAUUGAAAACGUAAAUUCCAUUGAGGAAAAACUCUAUGCAGAAAUCCAAAUUGAAGGGAAAACUGUGAGAUUCCAGUUAGACUGUGGGUCAACCGUGAAUGUACUACCCGAAGAAAUCUAUAAACAGGUAUGCAGUGACCCUCAUCUCAGCAUGCUUCAAAAAGCAGACAUGACUCUUGUCAUGUUUAACAAAACUGAAUGCCACCUUCUUGGCAAAAGAAGACUAAGUGUGCGAAAUCCCAAAAACAAUAAACGUUACAACAUUGAAAUUGUUGUUGUUCAAGGAAAUUUGAACCCAAUCUUAGGAGCAAAGGUAAUUCAAGGAAUGAACAUGAUUACGGUCAACAGAGAAAACAUUGCUGCCGUCGACUCCGAGACUCAAAACAAAAGCAUUCAAGAGAAAUACAGCGACGUAUUCAAUGGUCUUGGAAAAUUAAGUGGAAAGCUGCAUCUUGAGAUUGACAGUUCGACUGCUCCCGUUAAACUUCCCACUAGAAAGGUCCCGAUCGCUAUGAGAGCUCCGCUAGAAAAAGAAGCUCUACAGACUGACAGACCUAGGUGUGUUAGCCAACUGACUGGAUUUCCUCACUCGUAG
Molecule: messenger RNA, 723 nt
Organism: Saccostrea echinata
Lineage: Eukaryota; Metazoa; Mollusca; Bivalvia; Ostreida; Ostreidae
Exons: 1
Coding region: 1-723 (240 amino acids)
Source: RefSeq, a predicted model, not a curated record